AUGGAGAUCCUCAAUGCAGUGGUUCUGCUGAUUAUAUUGAGCGCCUUGACAGAGCCUGGCCAGUACCAUUUAGCAGGUUCUGAGUUAAGCAAUGACUUUGAAUUUAUGGAUGAUGCCAAUAUGUGCAUUGCAACUGCAGUCUCUCUUCUCAUGAUUCUCAUUUGUGCAAUGGCCACCUAUGGUGCAUAUAAGCAACAUGCAGCCUGGAUCAUCCCUUUCUUCUGUUACCAAAUCUUUGAUUUUGCACUCAACACUUUAGUUGCUAUCAGCAUACUUGUUUAUCCAAACACGGUUCGGGAUUAUCUGCAGCAACUGCCUGCAAACUUCCCCUACAAGGAAGAGAUUAUGUCAAUGAAUUCAACCUGCCUAAUUGUCAUUCUUCUUCUUUGUUUAAGUAUCACAUUGGCUUUCAAGGCCUAUUUGAUCAGUUGUGUAUGGAACUGUUAUCGCUACAUUAAUAACAGAAACAACUCCGAUGUCCUGGUCUAUAUUACUACUAAUGACACAGCGGUGCUGUUGCCAUCAUAUGAUGACCCUGGAAAUGGCCCGGGCAAAGAUCCUCCUCCUCCUCCUUAUGUGUCUGCCUAAGUGUGAAGUGCACCGAAAGAACCAAUCAUAUUACUUUUCAGAACAUCCAAGCAAUAGAUCCUUUCACUUUCAAGAUGGACGUGCAAGAUCCCAGAUUUAUUUAUAGAUUAUUUUAAAAAUGUGUUUUGUGUUUUUUUCUUUUGCCUAAAACAUCACUGAACUGGCUUGGUUUAACAAAGUUUACUAUAAUCGCACUGUAGGUUUUUUCUUCAUGUAACCUGUAUUUUUAGUCCCACCCUACCUGUGUGUGGAAGUUUUGCUAGUUUAAAUUGCAGAAUUUCCAAAUCAGUAGGAAGAAUCAUGUCUCAACUUACAUCUCUCAGCUGCAUUUAGAUUUACCCUUCCAUUAAUCCAGAGGCAGGCAAACUGUAGUCACAUCACCCUCCCCACCAGCAGCUUAUAUCACACUGUUGACGUUUGGAGGCAAAAUGACCAAAUUUCAGAGGAAUUUCAGGCUGUAGGGUGGAUCAAGGGCAGAGAAAAACAUUAUUUAUCUCCCUCCCCCACAAAUAGGGACAUAUGUUCCUUUUCCUACUCUAACCCCCCCAACUUAAAAAAAAUAGAACAACAUUAUGGCCCUGCUAUUCCAGAAAUCAUAGGUCAUUAAGAGGGAUCCCAUGGUUCUUCAGGCAGCCAUGUCGCAUUCUUAAAUAUUGUUCAUCCAUGUGUAAACUGAAUGGCUCUUUCUGUUCAUAGAAUGGACAGGCUCAGACUCCCUUUUGGGGAACAAAAAAGUGUCUCUUUUUUUUUCUGAAAUAACUUUAUUAGGUUUUUUUAAAAUAAUGAGAUAAAAACAAGAACU
Molecule: messenger RNA, 1390 nt
Organism: Python bivittatus (Burmese python)
Lineage: Eukaryota; Metazoa; Chordata; Lepidosauria; Squamata; Pythonidae
Source: RefSeq, a predicted model, not a curated record